AUGCCUGCGGCCCUGAGAACGUUGGCGCCUUUCCUGCGCGCCUCGCGCCAGGCUCUCCGACCUGGCAGCGCCGCCAACCCUCUCCAGUACUCCCUCAAGUCGCAGAAUGUGUCGUCGGCCCUCAACAUCUACAGAUCCUACGCAGUGUACGAGAGAACAAAGCCGCAUGUGAACAUUGGUACCAUCGGUCACGUCGAUCACGGCAAGACCACCCUGUCUGCAGCCAUCACAAAGCGUCAGGCCGAGAAGGGUCUCGCCAACUUCCUUGAAUAUGGAGCUAUUGACAAGGCCCCCGAGGAGCGCAAGCGUGGUAUCACCAUUUCUACUGCCCACAUUGAGUACUCGUCCGACACUCGCCACUACUCCCACGUCGACUGUCCCGGUCACGCCGAUUACAUCAAGAACAUGAUUACUGGUGCUGCCAACAUGGACGGUGCCAUCAUUGUCGUCGCUGCUUCCGAUGGUCAGAUGCCCCAGACCCGUGAGCACUUGCUGCUCGCCCGUCAGGUCGGUGUCCAGAAGAUUGUCGUCUUCGUCAACAAGGUUGACGCCAUUGAGGACCCCGAGAUGUUGGAGCUCGUCGAGAUGGAGAUGCGUGAGCUCCUCUCCCACUACGGCUUCGAGGGUGACGAGACCCCCGUCAUCAUGGGUUCCGCUCUCAUGGCUAUGGAGGGCAAGCGACCGGAGAUUGGCGAGCAGAAGAUUGAUGAGCUCAUGGAAGCUGUCGACCGCUGGAUCCCCACCCCCGAGCGUGACCUUGACAAGCCCUUCCUGAUGUCUGUUGAGGAUGUCUUCUCCAUUGGUGGCCGUGGAACCGUCGCAUCCGGCCGUGUCGAGCGUGGUGUCCUGAAGAAGGAUUCCGAGGUCGAGCUGGUUGGAAAGGGUGGCGAGAUCAUCAAGACCAAGGUCACCGACAUUGAGACCUUCAAGAAGUCCUGCGACGAGUCCCGUGCUGGCGACAACUCCGGUCUGUUGCUCCGUGGUAUCCGCCGUGAGGAUGUCAGACGUGGUAUGGUCAUCGUCAAGCCUGGCACCGUCAAGGCCCACACCAAGUUCAUGAUCUCCCUCUACGUUCUGACCAAGGACGAGGGUGGUCGCCACACUGGUUUCCACGAGAACUACCGCCCCCAGAUGUUCCUGCGUACCGCCGAUGAGUCUUGCGCUCUCUUCCUCCCCGACGAUGCCGAGGACAAGAGCCGCAUGAUCAUGCCUGGUGACAACGUCGAGAUGGUUGCUCACCUGCACAACCCCAUUGCUAUCGAGGCUGGUCAGCGUGUCAACGUCCGUGAGGGUGGCCGAACUGUCGCCACCGGUAUCAUCACCCGUAUCAUCGAAUAA
This is a messenger RNA of Pestalotiopsis fici W106-1, 1338 nucleotides long. RefSeq names its product Elongation factor Tu. The record is from RefSeq and is a predicted model, not a curated record. Gene Ontology annotation, cellular component: mitochondrion. Gene Ontology annotation, molecular function: translation elongation factor activity; GTPase activity; GTP binding. The transcript has 2 exons. NCBI's taxonomy places the organism in Eukaryota, Fungi, Ascomycota, Sordariomycetes, Amphisphaeriales, Sporocadaceae. Bases 1 to 1338 code for a protein of 445 amino acids. Gene Ontology annotation, biological process: mitochondrial translational elongation.